Molecule: messenger RNA, 4999 nt
Organism: Entelurus aequoreus (snake pipefish)
Lineage: Eukaryota; Metazoa; Chordata; Actinopteri; Syngnathiformes; Syngnathidae
Gene: ncanb
Product: neurocan b
Exons: 19
Coding region: 109-4446 (1445 amino acids)
Biological process (GO): cell adhesion
Molecular function (GO): calcium ion binding; hyaluronic acid binding
Source: RefSeq, a predicted model, not a curated record
AAAUCCCCAUGAUUCAACUCCGGUGUGUGCGCCUCACUAAGAAGAUACACAACGCAGAACACUGACUGUUACAUAUGUACCUUUCAGCAUUAAUGGUGCCUUCACAGAAUGCUGCACACCGGACUCUCACCCCAGAUUUCCACUGGAUGCGUAAGGGCUGCUGAAUGGCGCCGCCACGGAACGUCACCGCCGUCCGCCAAUCGACGGUUUUGCCUUGCAGAACGACAUUUUUCUUUUUGUGGCAAGCAACAACACAUCAGUAACAUCAUCCCUGAGACGGACGGACGCCACUCGGGAGGAAAAAAAGGUGUCGCCGUGUUUUUACCCCACUUGCUUUUGCCGACUUUUUUUUUCUCUCUUCAUAAUCACAUUGUUGGAUGCUUCAGCUGCCGGUUUGUGGCUCUCUACCAUCUGCACUGCAUCGUAAGGCUGCCGGAGCUUCACAUACAUUCCUCCGGACUGGAGCUCACCUCCGCCAGAAGCAGGAUGUGCGACGUCAUGCCGACGUGUCGACUUCAGACCUUGCUGGUCCUCCUGAUGCUUCACACCGUCAGCCAUGGCCUAACCGAUGCUGACACCAUGGUGAACAUGAGGAAGGUGACCCAUCAGACCAUUAGCGAGGAGCUGUCAGAAACAGUUUUGCUCCCGUGCAUCUUCACCCUGCGACCCGGGGCCGGUUUAUCCCACGAGCCGCCCCGCAUUAAGUGGUCUAAGGUGUGGGGCCAACGGGGCUCUGACGGCUCGCAGAAGGAGCAGUCGGUCCUGGUGGCCAAAGACAAUGUGGUCAAGGUGAAGAAGGCCUACCAGGGCCGGGUAUCGCUGCCUGGUUACAACAGGAACCGAUACAACGCCAGUCUCACUCUGACGGGGUUGCGAUCCAGCGACUCUGGUCUGUACCGCUGCGCGGUCGUGGUUGGCAUCAACGACGAGCAAGACAUGGUCCCGUUGCAGGUCACAGGUGUUGUCUUUCAUUACCGCGCUCCUCCUGACCGUUAUGCCUUGUCCUUUGCCGACGCCAAGAGGGUGUGCGUGGAGAACUCGGCAACCAUCGCAACACCCGGUCAGCUGCAAGCCACCUUCGCAGAUGGCUACGAAAACUGUGACGCAGGUUGGCUGUCGGACCAGACUGUACGGUAUCCCAUCCAGUCACCUCGGCCGGGUUGCUAUGGUGAUCGCGACGAUGCCCCUGGAGUCCGCAACUAUGGCAAAAGGUUGCCAGAUGAGCUGUUUGAUGUCUACUGCUUUGCCAAGGAAUUACAAGGUGAAGUCUUCCACUCUGCAGUGGCAGACAAGUUGAACCUGGCCAUGGCCUCCACCCACUGUCAGUCUCUGGGGGCCCAGCUGGCCAAUGUAGGCCAGCUCUACCUGGCCUGGCAGGCCGGCCUGGACAAGUGCGACCCGGGCUGGCUGGUGGACGGCAGCGUCCGCUACCCCAUCAAUGUCCCGAGGAAGAACUGCGGCGGGGACGAGCCCGGGGUGCGGACGGUCUACAACAACCCCAAUCGGACCGGUUUCCCUGAUACCACGGCCCUGUUUGAUGCCUACUGCUACCAAGCCCACCAACCAGCAGGCUUCCAAGCUGCAGAGUCGCUUGCUUUAAUCCGAACCACCAUACCAGCAUCUGCCUCCGACUCCACAGUCACCGACCCUGAGCCAAGUCCCCCUUUCUCUAAGACUUGGGCUCGCCUGGUGGGUUCAGACAAAGCACACGUCAGCAACUCCUCUGAGAUCUCCGAUGAGCAUAUUGUCAUCCACUUGAGGCCCGAGCAAGGUUGGGGUGACAAACAUGAGGGCGUCAAAACCAGCAGAUCCACCCAGGAGGAGUUUGACGACACAAAAGGCAGCAACGCCCUGGCUGUGUCCGGCCUGGAGAGUCUGGAGAGCCAGGGAGGUUCUGCCCAUGAGGAAGAAGACAGUACUUACUUAGACACUUCCACCAGCAAAAAUGCUCUGGCUGACUUUGUCAACACCCUGAUAAAGCCCUUCAAGUACUGGUCUGGCGGUGAGGACGGCCAGGCUGGAAAGGAACCCCCAGUGCUUGGAGGUGAGGGGAUGCUGGAGGAAACACCCGGCAGGAACCAGACAAAAAGCAAGGGCAGCGGUGGCAACACCAUUAUGGCUGCCUUUGCCCCCAAGCCUCUAACCAGUGGAUUACCGAGUCCUGAAGAAGGUCUGUCUGAGCAGGAGAAAGAGGUGGUGUCGCUCAUUCGAUUAGUGCCUGCAGUUCCAAACACAGGGCAAAGUCACCCCACCACUCUGACAACCAAGGAUGGCCAAGCCCAAGAUAAAUCAACAGGCAAUGGGCUCACUGCGGUGUCCCCUAAUGGCAAAUCAACCUCCAGUGAGCGGGCCAACUCCACCGGGCCUCCCAAAGAGAGUUGGUCAUGGGUUGUCAAGUCAAUACGUCGCGCCAGACUAGGUUCUCCGAAUGUAGCGUAUGUUGGCAAGGACCGCACUUGGGAGGCUGUGGAAGUGAAAUCGGCACCCCUUGAGGUGAUGACCCUACCCAACUGUUCAGCACAGGAGACCGUAGAUAACUAUUCUGGCGAUGUAGAUGAGGCAGAUUCUCAAACAACCGUCCAAACUGGACCGGAAAAGGAACUUGAGGGAAGCAGUGAUUCCAGUUUUCCUGGUGCUCUUAAAGUCAGUUUCAGUCCAGAAACUCAGUCUUUACGAACAGUGGCUGAACAUGCUGCUUCAUCCCAGUGGCAGCUUGAGGCACAACCAACCACGUCACCCCAAAAAACAGAAACCGCAGAAGAGGCCAGGGGAGAAAUCCUUUAUAUCCACCGCCCCACCGAUAAACUCUCUUCUGCUUCUUCCUUACGAAAAGGAGAAAAUGGCCCGAGUGGUGGAUUCACACCUGUUUUUAGAAAGAACAGAAAAGAUACUGGAAGAAAGUCCGCCCGUGGGGAAGCCAAAGUGGUCACUUCCACACCCGAAGCUUUGGUGGACGUGCUGACAACUACCGAGAUCACCACAGUGGGACUUGAGACCACCCAAGACACCCAAGAGAUCAACCAUGCCACUACGGAAGCCACUAGUAGACCAGAGGACUCAACCAUUUCUAUCUUAUGGAUGGAGAAGACAACGAGCGAAGCUGAGGGUAACUUCUCAACUGUAUCAUCACCAACCCAAGACACCCAAGAGAUCAACCAUGCCACUACGGAGGCCACUAGUAGACCAGAGGACUCGACCAUUUCUAUCUUACGGAUGGAGAAGACAAUGAGCGAAGCUGAGGGCAACUUCUCAACUGUAUCAUCACCAACCAUUCAGCUAACAUCCACUGAGUCCAAUUUCAAGGAUUCUGUGACAGAAAUGGAAUCCAGGUUGGCAGUUUCUGAAUCCUUUGUUUUUGGCAGUCAAUGGACACCUUCCAAAGGCUUGAGUCCAAAGUCUGAGGAACACAAGACUUCAGUGGUGACAGACAGCAAAGGAGCAAGAAACCCUUUCGGCAUCCUCGUCCCCAACUGGGCUUUUGGGCUCAUCUCAUCAGUGGAGAAUAACCCGUGCCAGACCAACCCGUGUCUCCACGGAGGGAGCUGCCUGCAGGAGGGUGACGGCUAUAGCUGCUACUGCCCACAGGGCUUCUCUGGAGAGAGCUGCGAGAUCGACAUCGAUGACUGCCACUCCAACCCGUGCCAGAACGGAGGAACUUGCAUCGAUGAGAUCAACUCCUUUGUGUGUCUGUGUCUCCCCAGCUACAGCGGCGCCACCUGCGAGAAAGACACAGAGGGCUGCGAUCAUGCAUGGAGAAAGUUCCAUGGCCACUGUUACAGGUACUUCAGCCGUCGACACACCUGGGAGGACGCGGAGAAAGACUGCAGGGAGCACAGCGGCCACUUAGCGAGCAUCCACAGCCCGGCUGAGCAGAACUUCAUCAGAGGUAUAAGUCACGACAACACCUGGAUUGGCCUAAAUGACCGCACAGUGGAGGAUGACUUUCAGUGGACCGACAAGAUGGACGUGCAAUACGAAAACUGGCGAGCCAACCAGCCCGACAACUUCUUUGCGGGAGGAGAAGACUGCGUGGUAAUGAUCUCUCACGAGAACGGCAAAUGGAACGACGUGCCGUGCAACUACAACCUGCCUUACGUGUGCAAAAAGGGCACAGUGCUGUGCGGCGCCCCUCCUCAAGUGGACAACGCCUUCCUGAUCGGUCGCAAGCGUACCCACUACGACAUUCACUCCACGGUGCGCUACCAGUGUGCCAACGGCUUCCAGCAACGCCACGUACCCACGGCUAAGUGUCGCGCCAACGGCAAGUGGGACAAGCCGAAAAUCAUCUGCACAAAGUCUCGACGGGCCCACCGAUACCGGCGCCACCACCACCGGAACCAGCACCAGCACCAGCACAAGGGCAGACGGGAGCGCAGGAAGCACAAGCGACACGGCCACCGAGACGGAGGUCACCACCACGACCAAAACCAAGGCCAACGGUGUUGACAUGUAAACAACACUUCGUCACCUCAGCCUGUAAGAAGCUCCCACUGGCAGGAAGCAAUAACCAGAAUGAGACGUGUGGAAUGGUACUGUGGGGUUCAAACACUGAUGACAUCUAUUAAACAAGACAAGAAGCAAGGAAUUACACCCUGACAAAGUGUCCACAAGUCAGCAGUUCCCACUGAACUGUGGAUGGCUGGAAAAGUGUUUGUUACUUUUUGCUGACAUCAUUUUAUCAUCUGCUCAUAAUAUAAUGCAAGUCAUCUUCUUUCAAGAGUCUUUUGGAAUUAAUUUUACAUGGAAAAUAGCGAAAAAACAUAAGUUAAUUCAAGAAAAAAGCUCUUGGUUCUUAGAAUUUAUUAAUUAUUGUGGUUUUGUAGCAAUAUUACUCCUUUUAUUUUAAGAAACUUUUUUCCUGUAAUAUUGCAGCUUUAUUCUCAAUUUGUUAUCAUUCCCACACAAUUAUCAGUUUUUAUUUUGUUUUAAAAGCUUGUAAUAUUGCUUAUUUAUUGUCAUAAUAUUGAGGCUUUUAUCGUAUUGUUAAACUUUAUUCUCA